GAAUUAUUCGGCUAAAAUGCCCUGGCACGGGCAUACGUAGUCGUCGGUCCGCCAUUACGACGCAGCCGAGACACGUUCGUCGUAUUUAGUUAAAUAUUUUCGUUUAUAAAUGAGUUAUAACGCUCAUGAGCUAAGUAAUCGGCUUCUUAAUGCGUUGGAUAGCAAUUACAAUGUAAGUUUCCAAAGUAUAAAGACAAAUACAGCCGAUAUGAAAGCCGGAGAUUUGGAAACGGUCUGUUCGGGCCUGUGACACCCGACUCGAGUUGCGAUUGACUCUCUUGAGAGGCUGUAUAAUGUAUCUAAGUGCUAAACACGGCCGUCAAGGCUGAAUUAUUACAUUCAACAGUAGCAGUAGCACGUGUAAUACGAGAAACGUUGUGGAAUUAUAGUGUGUUACAAUACGUGAGCGUUGCGACUGAUGUUCGGGGCCACUGACGUCGUCAGCUCACCUCUCGUCCCUCCGUCCCUAGUGCCAAAUGUUUUGCAAUGUGAAAGUGUGGAAUUGUGCCACGCGUGUUUUUUUCUUUUAAUUUCUGGUUAGAUGAAGUGAAUUAUGCCCUGAUAGAUUUCGAAAUGAAGUAUAAAAUUAUUAGAUCGUUCGAUAUGACCUUAGGUGAUUGCUUUGAGAGUCAAUGUUUGCAGAACGCUUGGCUAGUUUAUGUCGAUUGUAUUACAGGAUUCGAUAUAAUGUUAUUCUGUAGAGUGUGCAUUUUAAGGUCGUCGACAUGCAAGCAGUUAAUGAAAUUAUAUCAAUUUUGGAGAAAUUCAAUAUCACAAAAGAGCUGUUGGAGACCACCAGAUUAGGCAAGCACGUGAAUGAACUGAGGCGUAAGACGAGCGAUCCCACACUCGCUCGACGCGCCAAGGUGCUCGUCAAGAGGUGGCGGGACCUCGUUAUUCCUGCUGUAGCAUCGCCAGCUCACGCCGGUUCCAACCGAUCUUCAGCAGAACGAAGCACUCGACGUCCUGGUGGCACCCCCCUCACCUCGCCGGCUCUUAUUAGGCAAGGCUUGAGUCCCGCGGUGGCCAGCCCACGAUUGCCGUCGAGGCCAGCAUGGGGUGGUUACGAGUCAGACUCCCAGGAUGUGAUCCUGGUGGAUGACGACCCACCACCAUUACCUGUACCCACACACGCACACAAACCUGCUACGCCGCCCGUGAAACGCGCACUCACUCCAGAGUCAGUCGAUGACGACAAAAAAGCCAAACGGGACAAGAAGCCCAAGAAACGAAGGGGUCACGGCAGAGCUGGGUCUGGUGUAGAAACGACAAUACCAGCAGUGCCUGGGGUGCCUCAAGCCCCGGCAGGUAUCCCCAAUACCACAGCAACGCCCGGGGCCAAUAACGCCUGGCCGGCCAGAAAUGGAUCCGGCCCCGAAAGGCGGAAGAAUGGCUGGAGAAGGGAUAAACCGGACCCAUAUGCUGCUCUGGUCAAUAGGAUACCACCAGCUGGGGGCAAAAAGGUUAAAACGACAGCAGAACUGCUAGAGCAGAUCCAGUCAAGGACGGGGGGCAAAGCUAGUGCACCCCCCUCGCCUAAUUCUCCUCACUCGCCUGACGUCAUGCUAAUAGAGCCCGACGAACCACCAGUGAGCGUGGAUUCACCCUUGCGGAAUGGGGAAAGUGAAGCCCCCCCAGAACCUCAAUGGCUUCUUGAGCCUCUCGAGGAUGAGCGGGAAUGGGCCCCCUGUAUAUGUGACCCGGACGUAGGACCCGAUCCCGCGUGUCCGGCUGACACUCCCACCGUGGUUCAGCCGGAACACGUCCACGCCCUGCAUCACGCCUUUCUCCCUGGGGUCAAUGGCACCCGCGCCCCCCUCCAUCCUCAUAAAUUCGCAGUUCGGCCAUCCAUCGACCCCAAUGACCCUACUCUCUUCGCGACAGUCGUUCCUCUCUACAAUUACUCAGACUAUGCUAACGAUUUCUGUGUCAAGAAUAUGUCUCGGCUCCCGCUAUGUCGGCAUAUUCCCGCAACAGAAUUUGCCCCCUCGCCUCCUUCGCCUCCACCCAGACCACCACCACCCUCCCCCCGACCUUACCCCAUCGAAGACUUAAAAGUCGAAGAUGAGGCCUCAUCUCCUAGUCUUAUCAAACCUGAAUCUGAAAUGGAAGUAGACAUCAAGCCAGAGAUCGAUGAGAGAUUGAAUCCUUCCCCGACCCAAAAUGAUGAUAAAGAGCCGACAAUAGAAGUUAAAGAAAUUAAAGAAGAACCAGAACAACAGUUCUCUGUCACAUCCCCAGGACACAGAACAGUUGAAAGAACGAAAGAAAACAAUGAAGGUCUCAGCGAUCCCAUUGAGGAACAAAUGGACCUAGAUGUUAAAGAAGAAAAAGUAGUGCAAAAAGUUUUAGAACCGGCUACUGUCAAACUAGACGGAAGAACUUUGUAUGAAAACUGUGUGUCUUGUGUAAAUUCAGUGCCGUAUAGGUAUGAGAACGCGUCGUGUGCCCCAGUCCUGACGUUUCCUAGGGAAGAUGUGUCGGACAGUGUGAAUAAUGCCUUAGAGAGCGUUGAAACUGAGCGAGAUGAGAUAGGCCGGCCCGUUAAGGCCACGCACUUCGCGGAAUGGCACGAGUGUGCGAAGCUCGGUGACCUGAUAGCCCUUCCGUAUGUCGUCAUCGACUGACCAAAGCCCAAAGCUUCCGGUGUUCCAAGUGUCCUUAAAGUAGGUUUAAGUGUACAUAGUGAGUGACUCGAAUACACUCAGUUUGAGAUGAGAACGUGCGUAACUUCAUACAAACUGAGUUUGGUUACGGAUUUUUAUAGUCUAUGACAUGUUGGUUUGUGUUACAUGAGCAGGUUUUCAAUAAGACCUGUUUAUUUAAACAGUAUUUAGUUAAAUUUUUAACUCGAUGUCCUAGGAUUCUUAACAUAUUUUUUGAUAAUGAGUUAGUAAAAUGUGUCUGCAUAAACAUGGUGAUUUAUUUGUAACUAAGUUUCAAAUUCAUUCAUACUUAUCUCUUGCAACAUAUCAGUACAAUAAAGUUAAAAUCUAAAGCAUUAAUUCAAGAGAUAUAAAAUUAACAAUUAUAAUUAACUUGCUCGUGUAACACAAAGUGUUAAUUUCCAAAGUGGUGUGUUGUGAUAUCGGGCCGGCCCGAGACUCGACAAAAUCUCUAGACUGUUUCAUUGAGUUAUUGUUACCGAUUGUGAUUUAUAAUGAAUUAGGUAAUUAUAGGAGUUCCAAUUGUAUAUUAUACAUAUAUAUUGCUAUAUCAAGUCAAAAUAUCAAAUAAUUUAUUGACCAUUGUUGGAUAAGUGAGUGGGAGGUUUUGGAUAAAAGGUCAUUUUGCGAAAAUUAUUAGUAUCGUUAUGAAUAUAAAUGAAAAUAGAAUAUUAAUUUACUCAGACAAAGGACUCAGUAUUUUUUAUCAUUACAGUGGAAAAGUGCCAAAAUCUAAUUUUUUUAAUUGGGUACAAAUUGACACAAUUUUAAAUUUAUCCAAAAUAUUAAUAAAAAACUUAUUAUUAUCAAGAACCUCCCACAAAUAAAAUGGUUUAAUAUAUUUUCAAUAUGCUGCAAAUUUAGGUAGUCGAGCCCCGAACUAAUGCAUGUUAUGAUUUUGAGCCAGCUAAUAUUUUUCUCUUAAAACUCUCAUCAGAAUUUCAAUUUAUUUGAAUACUUAUAAUCUCAGUGUUGUUUUCCACAAUGUUCUCGUCACAAAUGGCUUAGUUACUUUGUAACAUACAUUUAUUAAAUAAAAUCAUAAAUGUUAGGGCUAUGUAAAACUCUUAUAUACCUUUUUUAUUUCAAAAGACGAAAAAUAUUUCAAGGCUCACUUAUGUUCGUGUUGUUGAAUGUUGUUAAAGGUUCGGGGCCAACACGACUUAAUGGGUCCGCAAUAAUCUCGUAUGUGCCACAUUUCAGUGCCAGAUAUUUUGUCUGUCUUUGUCGCUGCUUAUAAACAAGAUUGGGAUUUUAUAUAUCUAGUUGUUUGUGUGUCACGGUAACUUAGAUGGACCAAAAUGUAUUCUGAUCUAGAUUUUUUAUUCAACGAAACUGGUUUUCAUUUAAUGACUACGAACUUAAAAUGUUGUGAUUUUUUAAAAUUUUGAUAUAAAUUUUGUAUUUUGCCUUCAAACAUUUUUAAUAACACCUUUUCUUGUAUACCUUGCUUUUUUUACGACCAACAAAAAAAUCUAGUAUUUUUAACAAAAAGGGCUUUAAAUUCGUAAGUUGCUUACUAUUUUCUUCUUAAAAAUGUACACAUUAAAAAAGUGGAGCAUAUUUUUGUAAUAUGUGACAUUUGUCAAAUUCUAACAAUAAGAUCCCAUUUUUGUUACUUAAUAGCAGCAUACAUGUUUCAAACUUCAGGCGCUUUUGGAGGAAAUCCGAUAAAUUUAUAUAGAAAAUUAUUUGAAAAUAUUCAUAUCAACAUAUGCUAUUUUUUGUUACACUGACCAAAAUGUAAAUACCUCUAAAAGUGCCUUCUUUUAUGAUAAGAUUUGUCCAAGGAUAAACAGGCUGAAAAUGAACCGCACACACAGUACUAUUUGCUGUAGACUUAUACUAUUAAACUGUUACUCCGCUUCCUAAAAUAUUAACUAUGAAUAUACUGAAAAUUUCGUAAAAAAAACCCGCUAAAGUAUUGUGUGUGCGAUCUAUAUAUUUAGUGUAUAAAAAUUAUUCAAAGAUUUCCAAAUUGUUUUAGGUUAAAACCGAUUGACAUUUUUGCAAUAUUGUUAUGUAUAUAUGUUUGUAAUUUGUUUUUGAAUAACGUCCUUGUGUUUCUUGUUAAAUCAAUUUGACAUUUUAGCAGGACUGUCAGUUUUAUUGCCAUAAGGUAUAAUAUGUCAAAUCUGGCAUAACUCAGUUGCAUAAACACUUCAAGCAAAUAAUGAAUCAUUAAAAUGGUGCUUUCCACAUUUUUCUUGUUUAUUUUCGUUCUAUUAUUUCAUUCAAUCCCAUGAAAAAUACAACUAUAUUAAUCAUCUAAAAAAAAACAAUUGUAAGGUUGAUUUAUUUGUCCAUUGCUAUGUUUUAAACAAACAAAUUAAAUACAAAGAUUAUUUAUUAAAUUUGGCUAAUAACCAAAAAAAAUUGCUCAACAAAGGAAUAUUUGUAAGUUGUUAGAUAGUGUAGAUUGUAUAGUGAUUUUAUAGCACAUAUGUUUUUUAAUGAUUCUGAUAUUUUUCUUUUUAAAUAACUAUACAUUUUAGCUUAUUUGCAUAAAUGUAUGGCUUUUUAAAUUUUACGUUCGUUCUUGGAAUUUCUAUUUUUGAAGUUUGGGUACUUUUAAAUUUCUGGUAGAAUAGAUUAGCAUUUAUAAUGAUAUUGUUAUUAAUGUUUGAAAUGUAUAGAUAUUUCAAUUAAUAGUUUUAAUAAGUACAAGCUAUAAUGUUUACUCUUUUAGUAGAUGGCGUUGAAACAGAAUCACUAUUUUUUUGAAGUAUCUAUAUUCUACCCCAAUUUUAUAAUUUAUAUUAUUUAGCGGACCCAUUAAGACACGUGUAUAAAAACGCCUUACGUAUAUGCGCGGGUGAGUCCGGUCGCGGAGCUUGUAUAGAUGACUGUAACCCGGAGACUGCCUUGAUGGACUUGAUCCAGAUUUUUGGUAAAAUAUAAAAAGCAAAAUAUAUGUGUUUUUAUUACGA
This is a messenger RNA of Pieris rapae (cabbage white), 5596 nucleotides long. RefSeq names its product leucine-rich repeat extensin-like protein 5. Gene Ontology annotation, biological process: regulation of transcription by RNA polymerase II; positive regulation of gene expression. Bases 726 to 2627 code for a protein of 633 amino acids. Gene Ontology annotation, cellular component: nucleus; core mediator complex; mediator complex. The record is from RefSeq and is a predicted model, not a curated record. Lineage: Eukaryota; Metazoa; Arthropoda; Insecta; Lepidoptera; Pieridae. The transcript is spliced from 10 exons. Gene Ontology annotation, molecular function: transcription coregulator activity.